Molecule: messenger RNA, 6048 nt
Organism: Rhineura floridana
Lineage: Eukaryota; Metazoa; Chordata; Lepidosauria; Squamata; Rhineuridae
Gene: ZNF804A
Product: zinc finger protein 804A
Exons: 4
Coding region: 1953-5606 (1217 amino acids)
Cellular component (GO): nucleus
Source: RefSeq, a predicted model, not a curated record
ACGCCAGAAAGAGUCUGCGUCGCAAUCCGCUUUAACCAAUUAAGCCAUCUUCGGGUUAGAGAAAGAAAUAAAAGUCUCCGUAAAUCUAUUGAAGAAGGAAUGGUCCCCAGGCUUUCCGCUGGCUGGCUAUUGAUCCCUUUAAGUGCCUGCUAAUGAGACCCGUUUAUACCCAAUAAAGUACGCUCAACAAGAGCCGGCAAAAGACAGCUGAAGUGCUCGCGAGAGAUGGCAGCUGCUUCCCCACCCCAGGGCAAAGCUGAGCACAGGCGGAAGACGAAUUGCUUUGCUGCCGGGCGACCCUUACACGGUUAACGUGCGGGAGGCCAAAGGAAUGAGGGCGAGAGUGGAAAAGGGGGCGUGGUAAUGGUGGCGCCCGAGAGGGGCGGGGCAAAGCUGUGAAGGAAAGGCUGACCAGUCGGCUCUCUCAAAGUCCCGCGGCUGAUCCCUAAAAGGCGGAAGCGCCGGAGCUCCAGCAGCCUUUAAAACCUUUGAUUCUUCACACACACACACACACACCCCGCCAGGGUAAAAGGGAAAAAGCACACACACGACUGCGUUCAGAGGCAGCAUUUUUUUUUGCUUUUGUUACUUUACCACACACGUUCCGAGACCUGUCCCUUGGCACUGAAAUCGGGUCCUGGGGCUGAACCCAGUGGCCACGUUUGGUAUCUGCAUUCCGACGCCAGGCAGGCGGACAGGCAAUGGGCGAGGAGAAAACACCAUGGAGGCCCAGAGCGAGGGGUCCCUCUAGCCCCGCAUCCUGUUUCCCAACAGAGAGGCGCGAGCUACAGAGGCUUCUGAGAAGCCCGCAAGCGAGGCAGUAGAGGCAAUAGCAGCCUUCUGCCGUUGGACGGGCAAUGUUAGGUACUCAGGUAUGCCACCCCUGCAUAUGGAAGCUCCAUUUUGUUGUGGCAGCUAGCAGGAGAUUGCUAUAAGCGAGCCUCCUGGGGCGGCGGGGAAGGAGUAGAGGAAUGCCCUGUGCUUUCCCGUCCGCCGACCCCGGCAAAAAAAAAAAAAAUCCAUCACAGCCCUGAAUCCGAGCGGGCGUCAUUUCUCCCCCUCCCCCAGUCGGGGACUUGGCAGGAACGAUUUUUCUUCCCUUCGCAAGCAGCUGCGAAUGUCACAUGGUGGGAAAAGGGGAUUCGUUGCAGCUGAUGGGAAGGCUUCCCUCAGCCAGCCAGUCAGGGACACACGCUGGUCUGCCUUUAAAAAAAAUGAAAUAUCUCUUCCCCCCCCCGCGCUUUCCUCCUCUUCGUUCUUAUCUUUUACCUGGGCAACGCCAGCAGCUCGUUUGCUUCUCAUCCUGUGUCCGUUAUUGCCCUCUUCCGUGGAGGGCUUGAGGCAAGGGGGGGUGGAGAGAGAGAGAGAGAGAGAGAGAGAGAGAGAGAGAGAGAGAGAGAGAGAGAGAGAGAAGGCGGCGUGUGACAGAUGCGCUCUUCUGACAGCUCUCAGGCUAGCGGCUCCCUGCCAUUGGCUCAGUGCAACGGAGCGGCAAGGCUGCGCGCUAUAAUAGCACCAUGCCGGUGAGAGGCGGCCGCUCAGACUCCUUCGGCAAAGCCAGAGAGAUGCUGAAGCUUCCGCUCCUCCUCCGGCCGCCAGCUCUGCGCUGAGAAAGAGACUGUGGUCAAUGCCUGCCGGCUCCUGCUAUUGUUGAACUUGCCUGCGGCUGGGUUUCUCUCUCUCCCCCUCACCCUGCGGAAGGAAGGGAGAGUUGGGCCGCCGCCGCGUUAGUCGGAGAAAUCAGCCGGAGGGAGAGCAGUUGCAUGCCCGGGAGAGGGGGAGGGAACCCGGCUCCCGCCCCUUCUCCACCCCACUCCCGCCCCAUCCCCACUGCCCCAUCCUUGCCCCGCAGAAGCUGCACACACACACAGGCACCCGGCGCCUUGUUUCCCGGCUGAUCUGGCGCCCUUGGGGUGCAUGGAAGCGGCUGCAGCCCACGAGGCGGCUGCUCCAUGGAGUGUUAUUACAUUGUCAUCAGCUCCGCGCACCUCAGCAAUGGGCACUUUCGCAACAUCAAGGGAGUUUUCCGAGGUCCCCUCAGCAAGAACGGCAACAAAACUCUGGAUUAUGCUGAAAAGGAGAAUACGAUUGCCAAGGCUCUGGAAGACCUUAAAGCCAACUUCUAUUGUCAACUUUGUGACAAACAGUACUACAAGCAUCAAGAGUUUGACAAUCACAUCAACUCUUACGACCACGCUCACAAACAGAGACUCAAGGAGCUAAAACAGAGGGAAUUUGCCCGAAAUGUAGCUUCCAAAUCAAGAAAAGAUGAAAGGAAACAAGAAAAAGCCCUUCAACGCUUGCACAAGUUAGCUGAACUGAGAAAAGAAGCUGCAUGUGCUCCAGGGAGUGGUCCUAUGUUCAGAUCCACUACAGUUACAGUCCGAGAUAGUUUUAAUGAAAUCCCACAGUGUGCCCUCAUCAAUUCUGCUAAAAAGGAACAAGAAUUCAACUUUGCAUUACUGCACAGCUCAAAAACUGCUGACAGUGUUACAUCUGUUGCUUCUUUCUCGCCUGAAAAUGCAAAUAACAAUAAACCAGACAUUAACAAGCUUGGGGACCAAAUGCAGGGGCUCCAUGGACAUAAAGUGGGGUUCUCUUUCGCAUUUCCUAAGAAAGCAUCAGUCAAACUGGAAUCAUCGGCGGCUGCUUUCUAUGAAUACAAUGAUGAAAUGUCAGCUGAACAUGGGCUUAGCAGAAGAAGCCGGUUUGUUCCUGCACCUUGCAACCUUCAGGUUUCAUCAGCUGAAGAAAUAGUUCUGUGUUCUGAGGAGAAACCUAAUUUCAUUGUUCCACUAAUGGAAAAACAUGCUGAUGAAUCUAUUCAAGUACAGGACUCAGAUGAACCACCUAAUGAGGAAAACACCAUUAAGGAAGUCAUGGAAUUAAAAUCCCCCAUUUCUCAUUUGAAAGAACCUGGGCUUGGUGAUUUGGAUAGCUUUUGUGUUAAUGUGGAUUCAGCAGCCUUGCCUGAUGAAACACCAUCCAAAGUUGUCCUUGGGAUCAAAGCCCUUUCUGCAGAAAGCAAUAGUGAUGAGCCCAUGGGAAAUGAAUGUACAGAUCUCUCUGUGAAUGAAGACAGUUUAUCACAGCAGGAUAUCCAGGGAAAAAAUGAUCAGAACAUUACCAGUGAUUCACCCACCACUGAAAUUGAAAUUAAAAAAUGUGCAUCUGAUGGACUGAUUCCAGCAAAUUCUGAAGAGGAAAUGGUAGCUUUUCCUUGUAAACAAAAUUCACAAAAAAGACCUUGUGAGCCAUUUGUUCCUGUGCUUAACAAAUAUGGAUCAACAAUUCUUCAGUGGCCAUCUGAAAUGCUAAUUUACACAAACACAGAGCCAUCUAUUUCAUAUAGCUGUAAUCCAUUAUGUUUUGACUUCAGAUCAUCAAGAUCAAAUGAAUUCCUAGAAAAAAAUAAACCUCAGUCAAAUAUGCCUAAUUCUUCCCAUAAGACUGAGUCCAGCCAUGAUUUGAUUUUAGAUUAUCCAGAUAAAUCUCUUUUGGUGAAUGUUGAUUGUGCAACUCACAUUAGCACACAUCCGUGCAAUGAUGAAACAUCAGUUAUGAUGAAUGUUUCUUUAGUGGAGGAUUGUAAUCCUGAUAAAAACCAAGAUGAACUAAGCCUAGAUACUCUGUGGAUGACAGAAGAAAAAGGAAAAUGCCACCAUCCCCCCAAACUUAUACAAGGGUGCUCAUCUGCCAACGGACAGCAGGACAAAGCCUGGAUAAAAAGAACACAUGAAAAGUGGUUCCAUAAAAACAGGAAGAGGAAAAGGAGGAGAAAACUGUGCCAUCACCAUUAUGAGGAAUGGGCUGAGGCAGAUACUGAAAUUUCCCAAGUAGCUGAACAGCAAAAUAACAAUGUUGAUAAACAUCAGAAGCUUUAUAAUGCUCUGGAACAAGGCAUUGGUGAAAAUGGACUGGGAGAUUCAGUUGUGGAACUAUUUCAGCAGACAUCUGAAACUCUCCAGGUUGCAAACAGUGACUAUAGUGGGACAUAUACACAGGUCCACAGAAACCAAAGCCCACAUCCAGAUUGGAACACAAAAGACAAUAGGAACUAUUGCACUAACUCUAACCAUCUGUGGAGAAGGAACAAGCCAAUUUCUCACAGACAAUCAAAUAAACAAGGUUUGAGUUCUGGAAGAUGCAGCUCAGUUUACUCUGGAGCAUUUUGUCAUUGGAGUAUCCAAAGAAGUAGCAGUAGCCCAGACCAUAAACUUUUAGGCCAUUAUCCUGAUGAAAAAUGCACAAAUCAAACACAGCUCACAAAAAGAGCCUUUAAUUCACUCACAGAGGAAUCGGAGAGGUCCCACAGGAAACGAAGACAUAUGUACUCUUGUUCAACAGAUGAAAGUUCAAAUGCACUGACCUGUUUGUCAGAAGAGAAUCUGAGGCAAACACAUCACUUAGCAGCACCUUGUAAACCGAAACGGAAACGAAGGAGAAAGAGAGUGAGAAUUCAUCAUACGUUUAGAGAGAGGGCACCAAGGAGGAAUGUCAGUGUCAAAUCUCCUAAAGGGGUCUGUAUAAUCAGUGAUUCUCUCAAACUAUCAACUGAGGAAAACACAGAGCAAACAAAAAACCCUUCCAUCAUGGACUGUGCAAACAAUAUGGAACAAACAAUCAAGUCAGUAGAAAGUCAAAUGGCUCCACAGUCUGAGCAUUUACUUUCAUUAGAAAAUAUCAAAGGAUCAAACUGUUCCAUUACAGAGAAUACUUCCUAUCUGGAGGAAUCCGCAUAUUCUUCUCCUGUUACCAAACAUAACAGUCAAGCAACGGUGAAACCCAAAAUUCUGCUGGAAGGAGAAAAAUCUGAAAAUCUGAGUGUUCCUGAAAUUCAAGUACCUAAUAAAGUGCCCAGUCUGGAAAGGAACUUAGAUCCACCUCCCCCUAAAGCAUAUAUGUGCCAUUAUGAAGUGGCUGAAGCUAUACCCCAAGAAAAACUAAAUCUGCCAGCCAAUGAGUGGCUGCGGUAUAACCCAGGUAUAUUUAAUGCCCCACCUCCUUUGCCCUUUAAAGAAGCACAUAUGAACACUCACACUAUAUUAACCACAGAGCAAAUACUUGCCCCAUUCACCUUGCCUGAACAUGCACUGCUCUUGCCUCCAGAAAGCCACGACAAAUUCAAAGAUCUGCAUGGUGAGGCCUACCACCAGAUCUUCCAGCAAAACAUGCUAGCUAGUAAGAUGAAACUGACUUUUCCAACUGCAAUCCAACCUUCAAAUGCCCCUAUACAGCCCUUGCCUUUGCAACAGCCACUGUGCUCUACCUCUGUCACCACAAUCCAUCACACUGUUUUGCAACAGCAUGCAGCGGCAGUAGCUGCAGCCGCUGCCGCAGCGAGUACAUUUAAAGUCCUUCAGCCUCACCAGCAGUUUCUUUCCCAAGUCCCAACUCUUUCACGAACACCUUUACCUCAUUUGUCAGUUGGGCCAAGACUUUGUCCUGCAAACCCCACAGCUAUUGUUGGCCCACCCCAGUUGCCACUCAUUCCAGCUUCAGUUCUCCACCCAAGCCAUUUGGCGUUUCCUCCUUUGCCACACACACUGUUUCCCUCACUCCUGUCACCACACCCUGCAGUCAUUCCUUUGCAGCCACUAUUCUAGGCCUCUUGAUGAGCAGUUAAAAUGGAAAGACAAGUCUUCCAUUGAAGAUAUGUCAACGCUGUUCAUCAGAAACUUGGACGAAUCACUCUACCAUUGGACUGAGGUUAAGAGCCUCCUGAUAUAGAACAAUUUGCUAUUGGCCUAACAAUGCAAAUAUUUACAUGUAAAGUGCAGAUUCAUAAUAAAAUUAAAGCACUGAAUAGUCUAAUAUUAAUACAAACUAUACAUGUAUAGAUACAUAAUAUAUAUAUGUAUGUAUGUAUGAAAAUCAUGUCUAAAAAUAUGUUAACAUGUACAUAAAAUAUAUUUAUAGUACUGUAAGUUAUGUUGUAAAGUAUGCUCCUGGUUUUUUUUAAUUAUAUUUGUGUAUUUGCACCUAAGUAACGAUUAGACAAAGCUGAUGCACUAUGUUUUGUACAACAUUCCUUAUAACCAUAAAUAC